This is a messenger RNA of Closterium sp. NIES-67, 3661 nucleotides long. Lineage: Eukaryota; Viridiplantae; Streptophyta; Zygnematophyceae; Desmidiales; Closteriaceae. The record is from the annotation of a GenBank genome assembly.
AUGACAUACUCCUAGUAGUAUCAUAGUACAGUAUCAACACUCGUACACCUAACACUGCUCGUGUCACACCAUGCUGGCGACCCCGCCCGUCGUGUUCGCUCGCUCGCGCCCCUCCUGCGCCCCUCUCUCCUCUAUCUCUCUCUUUCCUCGAGACGAAUCAUCAUCUCGUCGAGCUCUCUCCUCCCCACCCCCGCUUCUGGUUUCUUCCACUCCCACGCGCGAAUGCCACUCUCGUUUCGCCUCUUCGCGAUGCGAAUACGGCAUUGGUCGUUUCACCCUGACGAAUAUCCGUCGCUCCUCGUUGAUCGCCUCCGGGAAUUGUAACCCAAGCACUGCUCGACGAAACUGGAUUCGCACAAGUGGCGCUCACACUACCAGCAGUAGUAUGAACGAAUCGAUUCAUGCCUUUAUCGGAGCCAUGCGCGUGGGGAGACCUCCAAUCCCAACCCUGCUGAACGCGAUCCGCGCAUCAAGCCAGGCGCUCCCAUUCUCACGAUGCACCGCACUUGCCGCCGCGAAUGGCGCUGCCACAGGACGUUUCUUAGCUUCAGCAUCAUCUCCUUCAAAGCGGACUGUCAACGGCGCGAGCAGCAGGAAAGCGAAGUUUACAGCUUGCGAGGCAAAAUGGACUGUCGCCGCCGCAACUGGCGCUCCAGCACUAGGCAGCAGCAGCUCGUUAAGCGGCUCCGAGAGAGAUCUAUCCGCCACUACCAAAUCUGCUGACAGCGGGAACUCGUUGCAGGGAGCAGCGCCCCUGCGGGUGGCAGUGGUGGGAGCAGGCUUUGCGGGAGUGGCGACGGCUUGGCAUGUGCUGCAGCACACGAGCAGGGAGAGGCCCGUGCAGGUGACGCUGGUGGACGCCCAGGGCAUUGGGGCGGGUGCGUCUGGCGUGUCAGGGGGGCUCCUCCAUGCCUUCUCGCCGAAAGGUCGGCUGUUGUGGAGGGGCGAGGAAGGGUGGCAGUGCACUCUUGAGCUACUGGCAGUGGCGGAGGGGGAGCUGAGGCGGAGGGUGAGGGGGGAGGGGGAGGGGGAGGGGGAGGGGGGAGGCGGGGAGGGGAGCAGAGCGUGGUGGGAGGAAGGCGAGGAUGAGGUGGAGGAGUGGGGAGAGCACGGGUCUCAGCGGCCACUUAUCCUGCGGAGAGGGGCGCUCAGACUACCGGAGAAGCCAAGCCACUCACGAGACUUUCUCCAGCAUGGAGGUCCCAUGGUCCCAUGGCAAGGGCAGCACCCCAUGGGCAUGACAGCAACGGAGAGCAACGCAGCAACCGAUGCCGCAGUAGGGAUAGUAGCCGACAGCAGCGGGGAUGAUCCAGUGUGCACAUCUCCCCACCCCGAACCACAUCUCUCGCCACCACUGCCAUCCCUCUCCUCCUCCCCCUCCUCCUCCCCCUCCUCUUCUCCCCUCGCACCACUCUGUCUGUCUGCUUCCUCCGCUCUCUCCCUCUUCCCCCCUCACCUGCAACCCUCACUGCCCGACACCAACCAUUCUGACGCCCACCCCUGCUGUGCGCUGCUCGUGCCUCAAGCCCUCACCAUCCAGCCUCGUAUCUACCUCAAGUCCCUGUGGGCUGCGUGUGUCCGCUUCGCCCAAGAGGCAGCAGCCGGCAGCAGUCCAGGCACCCGUGCUCGCCUGGUGCUGCACUCGCUGCGCUCCUUGGCCGACCUCGCUUCUCUGCCUGACACGACCUGUGGGGCCUCUCACAGUCAAAGUCACGAGACUAUUCAGGAUUACAGCAGCACCAACAGCAGCACCAGCAGCACUGGCAGCAGCAGCAGCAGUGGGUGCAGCGAAAGCCAAGGUUUCCCCUUUGACGUUGUGUUUGUGUGUCUGGGUGCUCACUCACUCAAUCUCCCAGAAAUCGCUCCUCACCUCUCCUCCCUCUCACUCUCCCGAGGCCACAUCCUUCACCUCUCCCCUCCUCCCUCUCCCCACCCUCCUCCCUCCUCUCCUUCCUCCGCGCACCCCCCUGCAUCCCUCUCCACCCCUCCGCUGUACCCAGCAUCAGCCCCUAGCCUGCUGGGAUCCACAUGGGUGUCUGCGCGCGCCCCUCACCGCAUUGUCGUUGGCGCCACCAACCACAACAUGCCGCAUCCCCCCCUGCCUCCUCUGCCAUCUCUGCCCCAAGGACCAUCUCGUUUGAUGCCCCAUUCACCCAGGAACGACAGCGGCAGCAGCAGCAGCAGUAACUACAUCAGCAAUCACAGUAGUAGCAAUGACACUGCUGUGCCGUCCAUUCCAGAUCCUCCCCUCCCUCACACCACCACCACCACUCCCUCCUCCACCCCAUUCUCACCCUUCCCCCCUCCUCCUCAAGAUGAAAUUGCUGCAGCCUCAACCACCCUUCUCUCCUCCCUCACCUCGCUCCUCCCCGCUCUUUCCUCCUGGGAAAUAGUGCGGAGGGUGACAGGGAUUAGGGCGAUGCCCCCUAGAUCAUCCCUAGGACGGGUGCCCCUAGUGGGCCGAGUGGAAGGGCUGACGCUAGGGGUGCUGGUGGGGAAAGGGAUCGGGUUGAGAAUCGGAGGGGGCAAGGAGGCGGGAGGGGGCAGUCAAGGGGAAGGAGAGCAGGGUGACAGUGUUAGUGGAGGUGGCAACGCCGGUAAUAGUGGUGGUGGUAGUGGUGGUGGCAACGCCCACAAUGGUGAGAUUCAUGGCGGUGGAGAUGGUAAUGAUACUGCUGCUGCUGCUGCUGCUGCUGGUGCUACACUGGGCCCUUCAGUGUGGGUGGUGGGCGGCCUUGGCUCCCGUGGUCUGAUCUACCAUGCAUGGGUGGCAAAGCACGUGGCAGCAGCAGCAGUGAGGGAUGAUGAGCAUUUGCUGCCACGUGAGCUGCUGUGGUGGAAACAGCAGGGAGGGAGGAGGGGGGGUGGAAGGGAAGGGAGGAGGGGAAAAAGAAAGGAGGAAGAGAAAGUGAGAGAAGGAUUGCACAGAGGUCAGGGAUGAUGAGCAGUUGCUGCCUCGAGAGCUGCUGUGGUGGAAACAGCAGGGAGGGAGGAGGACGGGGGGUGGAAGGGAAGGGGCAUGCGUGUUGGGGAUUUGGAGCAUGUUAUGCGUCUGAUGUCACGCAUGCCAGUCUGUGUGUCCCUUCCCUUCCCUGCCAUGUUCACACAGCUCUAGCCCUCAGUCUGGACUGGAAUCAAUAUUCAGGAGUUCAUUCCUGCCAUGAGAAUCCUCAUCCUGUCUGCCUGGCACACCUACCCAAAUUGCCAGGAAGCUCUGAGACUGGGACUCAGUGUGCUUCGAUGCUGACUCACUCUCUCUCUCUCUCUCUCUCUCUCUCUCUCUCUCUCACUCACCAACUGCAAGUUCCGGUUCGGGUACAGUAACUAACCACCUUCAUUCAUGCCGUACCUUCCUACCGGUAUGUUCAUUCCACUAGUCUUCCCUUACUGCUGUGCUGUGUCCCUCCAGUGCGUCUCUGGUGCAAUACUGGUACCAUACCAUUCAUCUUGCAGUCAUCAUCAACAGUACGUACAUGCUCUCUGUGCACCUCUCCUUGCUUGUUGGUUCCCUACCCUAUCACGUGGUACCCUAGCUCUUUGCUGACAUCGAUUUGCAUUGCACACAAAAUCAUAUCAGACUCCAGCAAUACCAGAACUAUCCCAAUUGGGGGCCUAAGAGGCAAGUCUGAUAACGUACUGUAGGAAUGCGUUGAUCCCCCCU